AGAGGAACUUGGGUUUUCGGCGCAGCUGCACAUCAGUGAGAGUGGGGGAGAGGAGAGGCAGCCGAGCCAACAACUUCCAUAUUUGUUGCUCUCCUUCAACGAUUCUGCAAAUUUGGUUAUUGAUCCCCCCUUCUCUCCCCUUCUCUCUCUAGUGGUUAUUAUGUAAUUAUUCAACGGUUGCCUCCGCAGCUGGAGCCGCAGCUUGUGUUAUGCUGGUAGCACACUUGUGCAUUUGUGUGUGUCUGUGGUGAGCGCGCGCGUGUGUGUGUGUGAUUUUAUGUCCUUUCGCGCUUCAGCUGCGAACACAGAGCACAGUUGUCGGUGUGGACUCGGCCCAUACAGUCAUUGGUCUCCGAAGAGGAUCACAGUUGCGCUUUUCUUGAAGAGCUCGAUCUCUAGGAGUGAAAAAGAAGCGGGAGGCGCGAGCUGAGCUUCCGGGUGUUGUUUGGCUAGAGAAAGCGCUCGAGAAUGUCCUUGUAUGACUGGAGCCAAGUCUUUUCCGGUGUUUGGAGCACGGAAUUACUCCCGUUCUGAACUUGUUCCUGGUUUGUUUCCACCCUUUUGCCAAGGGGAGAAUUUUCUGGAUACUUUUGUGUGCAGAGAGGAUUGUUUUAUAUUAGAAAGAGAACGGAAAGCUUUAUUUUUCAAACAAGUCACUUUUACGCAGAGAUGUCUUCUCGCCGCGCUGUGGUUUUGUGAUCGCCCACCAGAGCGUCGAGAGCUCUUCACCGGGACCGAGUCUCACACAGUGGGUCACCAUGGCAACGGGAGUGGCGGCGUGGUUACCCUUCGCCCGGGCGGCUGCUAUAGGAUGGAUGCCGGUAGCCAGUGCUCCCAUGCCGACGCCCCCGCCGGACAACCGGCGGAAGCAGGACGGGCUCAUCUUGCUCAAUGUCAGCGGACAGAAGUUUCAGACGUGGCGGAAUACAUUGGAGCGGUACCCGGACACUUUACUGGGCAGCACGGAACGGGAAUUUUUCUUCCACGAGGAGACAAACGAAUACUUUUUCGACCGUGACCCGGAUAUUUUCAGACACAUUCUGAACUUCUAUCGUACCGGGAAGCUGCACUACCCGCGCCAGGAGUGCAUCUCGGCCUACGAUGAGGAGCUGGCCUUCUUUGGGAUCAUACCGGAGAUCAUAGGGGACUGUUGCUAUGAAGAGUACAAGGACCGGCGGCGGGAGAACCAGGAAAGGAUCCAGGAUGACGAGGACAGCGAGAACCAGAACGAUAUGGUCCCGCCGGAUAUGACAUUCCGAGAAACCAUGUGGCGGGCCUUCGAGAACCCCCACACGAGCACCAUGGCCCUGGUGUUUUAUUAUGUCACCGGCUUCUUCAUUGCUGUUUCCGUGAUGGCCAACGUGGUGGAGACGGUCCCGUGCGGGACUUUGCCAAAUCGGGUCAAACAGGUGUCGUGCGGGGAGCGGUACGCCUUGGCAUUUUUCUGUCUGGAUACGGCCUGCGUCAUGAUCUUCACCGUGGAGUACCUGCUGCGUCUAAUGGCGGCGCCCAGCCGCUGGAACUUCAUCAAGAGCGUGAUGAGCGUCAUCGAUGUGGUGGCCAUUAUGCCCUAUUACAUCGGCCUGGUCAUGACGGACAACGAGGACGUCAGCGGGGCCUUCGUCACCCUGAGGGUCUUCCGCGUUUUCAGGAUUUUCAAAUUCUCCCGUCACUCUGCGGGGCUGCGCAUCCUGGGCUACACGCUGAAGAGCUGCGCCUCGGAGCUGGGCUUCCUGCUCUUCUCCCUCACCAUGGCCAUCAUCAUCUUCGCCACUGUCAUGUUCUAUGCUGAGAAGGGCUCCUCAGCCAGCAAGUUCACCAGCAUCCCAGCAGCCUUCUGGUACACCAUCGUCACCAUGACAACUCUGGGGUAG
Molecule: messenger RNA, 1874 nt
Organism: Oncorhynchus tshawytscha (Chinook salmon)
Lineage: Eukaryota; Metazoa; Chordata; Actinopteri; Salmoniformes; Salmonidae
Product: potassium voltage-gated channel subfamily D member 2
Exons: 2
Coding region: 759-1874 (371 amino acids)
Biological process (GO): potassium ion transmembrane transport; protein homooligomerization
Cellular component (GO): voltage-gated potassium channel complex; membrane
Molecular function (GO): A-type (transient outward) potassium channel activity; protein binding
Source: RefSeq, a predicted model, not a curated record